Lachancea lanzarotensis is the source of this 1467-nucleotide messenger RNA. RefSeq names its product LALA0S06e06194g1_1. The transcript has a single exon. The record is from RefSeq and is a predicted model, not a curated record. Gene Ontology annotation, biological process: transmembrane transport. Lineage: Eukaryota; Fungi; Ascomycota; Saccharomycetes; Saccharomycetales; Saccharomycetaceae. Gene Ontology annotation, molecular function: transmembrane transporter activity. The coding region runs from base 1 to 1467 and encodes 488 amino acids.
AUGUCUGAACAAUCGAUGUCUGAGUCGUCUUCGGAAAAACCCCAGCAAGAUCCGGAGAAUUUGGCGCCCGUAGAUGGUAAGACACACAAAACGGACAAUAAUGCCGUGGAUGUUCCUGAUGGCGGAUUUGGGUGGUUUGUGGUAGCGGCCUAUUUCUGUUACAAUUUCUCGCAAUGGGGCGCCAACGCUGGUUAUGCGGUGUAUUUGGCGGAGUACCUUUCCACCAAUGAGUUUGCCAACUCCAGUGCUUUGGACUACGCGGCUAUUGGCGGGCUAGCGUUCGGAUCGGGCCUUUUCUUCGGUCCCGCAAUCGCAUGGCUUGUGCAUCGCACGAAGGCCCAGAUAGUUAUUGCCAUCGGACUUGUGCUACAGUGCGCGUCGCUGUUACUUGCCGCUUUCUCGGUGCGUUUGUGGGAGCUGUAUCUGACGCAGGGCGUGAUGAUUUCGUUUGGACUGGCGUUUAUCUGCAUACCGAGCAUUGCGCUGCUUCCACAGUGGUUCCGCAGACGCCGCAACGUUGCAAUGGGGAUCGGCGCCUCGGGCUCCGGGAUGGGCGGUGUGGUGUUCAAUCUCGGGAUGCAGAAGAUCAUGCAAGAGCGGUCGGUCAAGUACGCGCUGAUCACGCAGUGCGUAAUCUGCACGUUCCUGAAUGUGGUUGCCCUGGCGAUGACGCGCACGCGCGUCAAAGAAAUCCGCCAGGCCCAGAUAGCCGCGCACCGCGCGCCAGGACCGUACCGCAUGUUCGACAUGCAGGUCAUCAAAAGCGUGGGAUACUGGCUGUUUGUGGUGUACGUGCUAUGCACCAUGCUUGGAUACGUGGUGUUGCUGUAUUCGCUCUCUGCAUUCACGGUGUCUUUGGGAUACUCGCGGUACCAGGGCGGCAUAGUGUCAUCGAUGGUGAGUGUGGGCGCUUUUUUUGGACGUCCCGCUAUGGGGCUCAUUGCGGACGCAUUUGGCCCUGUAACGACUAGCAUCGUGGCACAUUUGAUUGUGACCAUUUUCUCGUUGGCGAUGUGGAUCCCUUGUCAGAAUUUCGCUACCGCGCUGGUGUUUGCCCUGAUUGUAGGCCUGUUCAUGGGCACUAUUUGGUCCGUGAUAGCGCCGAUCGCUACGCGCGUUGUGGGGUUGCACAAGCUGGGCGUUUGUCUAGGCAUGAUCUGGAUCUAUCUGAGCGCCGGGGGAAUCACGGCGCCGAUCAUCGGACUGGAGUUGCGGGUGCCCGCAGACAAAAUCGCAGACUUGUCCUCGGGACUCAAUGGCUACUAUAAGACCGCGGUUUUCGCCGGUAUGAUGUACUUCGGAUCCGUGCUCGCAUUGUGGUUUCUGCGGGGCCUUUUGGCCGCAAGGGACGAAGUGGCCGUAGCCGCCGAGACCGGGUUCGACGACGGCGAAUUGCAUUUGAAGGUGACCCCGGGCGAAUGGGCCAAAGGCCUGUUCAAAGUGCGGGGUUUACCACGUCGCAUUUGA